Cicer arietinum (chickpea) is the source of this 912-nucleotide messenger RNA. RefSeq lists its product as uncharacterized. NCBI's taxonomy places the organism in Eukaryota, Viridiplantae, Streptophyta, Magnoliopsida, Fabales, Fabaceae. The record is from RefSeq and is a predicted model, not a curated record.
CCGAGCCACCUUCCUUCUAAAUCAUUUCAUUUUCUUUCUUAUGGUUUUCUCCUUUUUUCUCUAAUCUUUUUCUUCUAUCUUAUGCCCUCUCCUUUUUCUUCCCCAUUCAAGCUUUCCUUGCUUCUUCACUCUGCACCAUAUGCAAAAUUUUUAUUAUAUUAAUAAUCAAUUAGCUUAGAUCAUAUACAAGUACAUCAUCACCAUCAUAUAAUAAAAAUACACAAGUAUAUUUUUAUUGUUUUCCAUAAAAAAAAAUACUAAAAUCAAAUUAAAAAAUCGAAGGCCAUGGAAGACUCCCCUGCCGCUUAUAUACACCUGGUGCACCGUUUGAUAGAGGAGUGUAUCUUAUUCAACAUGAACAAAGAAGAGUGCAUGGAAGCUCUUUCCAAACAUGCAAAUAUCAAACCGGUUAUCACCUCCACUGUUUGGAAAGAGUUAGAGAAGGAGAAUAAGGAAUUCUUCGAGGCAUAUUUGAGGAGCAGAGCAGAGAAAGCUUCAGAGACAGAGACGAGGCAAAGGAUACGAAACAUGGUUUUGGAUUAUUCCAAAAAAUGAGUUUAGAUUUCAUACGCAAAUUAAUAAGGUUAUUUUAGUUGUUCGUGUCUAAUAAAUAACAUUGAUUAAUAUCACAAUCCUUGUGUAAUGGUGAAAACCAUGUCUCGGACAAAACAAUAUUGGACCAAGCUAACUAGGAAUAACAUUAUUAUAUGGGCGGCAUAUCUAAAUGGCUUCAUUUGAUUUUGUCUCAAGGUAUAGAAAGUUGAAGUCAACACUCUACAGUGAUUGUGAGAGUGUGACGUGGCAUGCGUCUGUUAUUAUACUAAAUAAAAUUUUAAAAACAUGUAUGCUAGACUCGAUGUACACACAUAUAAAUAAAAUAUUUAUUAUUAAAAAUUCUAUUGAUGAGUAAAA